ACAACAACAAGUACAUCAUUCAUAUCUCCACAAAACAUCAAACAACUUCAACCAUGGGAUCAUCAACAAGUACUACUACUACAACAACAACAACACUCUUCCAACUCCUCUCAAACAUCAUCAAGCUCCUCCCCACUGGCACCACCUUCUUCUUCCAAUUCCUCAACCCUCUCCUCACCAACAAUGGCAAGUGCAACACCACCAACAAAACCUUCACUGCCAUCUUGCUCUCCCUUUCUGCCUUAUUCUGCUUCUUCUCCACCUUCACUGACAGCACCACCACCUCUGAUGGCAAGCUCCAGUAUGGCCUUCUCACCACUAAUGGCCUUUGGACUGGUUCCUCCUCCACAAGCUCUAAGUCCAAGCUCAAGCUCAAAGACUUUAUCCAUGCCUUCCUCUCUUUGAUGGUGUUUGCUGUUUUAGUCCUCUUGGAUACUAACACUAUUUCUUGCUUUUAUCCUUCUCUUCUAUCCAAAGAGAAGGCUUUGCUCAAAGCUUUGCCUCCUGCUCUUGGUGCUCUUUCUUCUCUAGUUUUCAUGUUCUUACCCUCCACUCGCCAUGGUAUUGGCUACUCUUCGUCUUCCUCAACCUCUUCAUCUUCUUCAACUUAAUGCUUUCCCAUUGGAGUAAUUGCCAAUUAUGUAUGGUUGGCUUGCCUUGACAAUAUAUUAAUUCUAUGUAUAUAUAGGGAUCCUAUAUUCAAAUAUUUUAUAUAUAUAUCGGGCAACAUAGUGUAGUAAAGAAUGGUUUGUCCAAUUAAUCAAAUAUAUAUAUAUAUAUAUAUUAUAUAUCAAGCAAUAUUAUGUAUGAAUAUUAUAAACAACCAACAAGUAUUGGUGCAAGUUGUGAGAAUAAAUUAUUCUCACGUAUGUGGCUCAUGUAACGGAAGGCUUAAUAGAAUAUUAAUUAGAUCUACAUAAAGUUAUGGAGUUUUAA
Messenger RNA from Dioscorea cayenensis subsp. rotundata (Guinea yam), 936 nucleotides. RefSeq names its product protein DMP2-like. Lineage: Eukaryota; Viridiplantae; Streptophyta; Magnoliopsida; Dioscoreales; Dioscoreaceae. Gene Ontology annotation, biological process: endomembrane system organization. The transcript has a single exon. The record is from RefSeq and is a predicted model, not a curated record. The coding region runs from base 54 to 611 and encodes 185 amino acids.